Messenger RNA from Ixodes scapularis (black-legged tick), 820 nucleotides. RefSeq lists its product as uncharacterized. The coding region runs from base 124 to 804 and encodes 226 amino acids. The transcript is spliced from 6 exons. NCBI's taxonomy places the organism in Eukaryota, Metazoa, Arthropoda, Arachnida, Ixodida, Ixodidae. The record is from RefSeq and is a predicted model, not a curated record.
UGCGGAACAAAGGAAACAAACCGGAGAAUAUUCCUUCUGCUGGGCAUCGGUCUGGUGAACGGUGUGGCCUCCCUAGCGCAAGUGUACCUAGCAGUGGGCCUUGCCGGCAACGCCUACCUGCACAUGCUCCUGAUGUCCUCGGCCGAUCUCUCGGCCUGCCUGGCGCCUUUGAUGAUGCUGAAGCACAGUGGAUGCCGGAAGAUAGCCAUCCUGGGCUGUAUCUCCGGCGGUGUCACCUGCUUUGCCCACUUCGUCACAAGCAGGCGAGGUCAUCCCUGCAUCAGUCUGUGCCUGCUAGCCAUGAGCAAAGUCUCCGUCGGAAGUUCCCUGGCAGUGGUGCCUCUCUGGUUACACGAAAUAUCGCCCAGUUCCCAGCAAGCAGUUGUGGCCCAUCUUGCGCAGACAGCUGAACUUGCGGCUUUUGCAGUUGUCCCUCUUUUGUUUCAGCAAGUAAGUACACACUGCCCUCAGCGGGCAAGCAAUCAAUUACCUCUCUGCAUAGAAGACCCUGAGCUGACACCUGUUGUGUUGAGCGUGCUGUUGAUAGGCGGAGGUAUACUUCUCACUUUCGACAUGCACCACCCCGGGAGGUCAUGGUGCCUCAGGAAGCUCCGUAGCCGCGUUGGCUCGUGGUCGUGCAACAGGAACAAGGGCAUGGUUUACAGAAGCAAUGCUUGGGAGUUCAAAUCCCUGCAAAAUCCAUCUCCCAUUCCAAGUCUUGUGAAGAGGCAAGAAGCGCUACAGAUGUGCCCAAAUUUCCACCCAUUGCAAGGAGUGGACACAAUCAAAGUAACGGUGGUCUGACGAAAAAGUGCCUCAC